Paracoccidioides brasiliensis Pb18 is the source of this 294-nucleotide messenger RNA. RefSeq lists its product as uncharacterized. The record is from RefSeq and is a predicted model, not a curated record. The transcript is spliced from 2 exons. Bases 1 to 294 code for a protein of 97 amino acids.
AUGGCUUUACAUCGGCAUCAGUCAUCUUUAGAAAAGCCUUCUGGAAGUGUUUUCUCAAGAAUUUGGCUGAAUACAAACGGAUUUGGCGAUCCGGAUGAUAUGCAGGAUGAUGAAAUUGUUCUUGAGCCUGACUCAGCAGAUGGCCCAUUUGUGCCAACAGAAACAUGGUGUCCAUCUCCUUCUGAAACCUUAUUCCCAGCUGUCCUAGAUGUGGUGCAGUACAAAGAUGUUCAACAGAAAGUGCUGAGUAAGCUGAAGAAGAAGUCCUCAAAAAUCAGAGGAUUGUGCAGAUAG